Messenger RNA from Rangifer tarandus platyrhynchus (Svalbard reindeer), 732 nucleotides. NCBI's taxonomy places the organism in Eukaryota, Metazoa, Chordata, Mammalia, Artiodactyla, Cervidae. The record is from the annotation of a GenBank genome assembly.
AUGGCCUCGGCGGGCGCGCGGCGACUCCCCGCCGGGACGCGCGCCGCGGCCCGGGGCAGCUGCGGCCUCUCGACGCGCCGGGCUCCGCCCCCGGGACCUCCGCGACCGCUGGGACCAAUGAGAUUUCCGAUUUCCUGCAGCCUUUUCUUGCCCCGGGCUGCCCAGGUCUUGGCGACUGAGUCUGGCUUACCUCCCAGCCGUUCCUUCAUGGGCUUUGCUGCCCCGUUCACCAACAAGCGAAAGGCUUACUCUGAGCGUCGCAUCAUGGGGUACUCAAUGCAGGAGAUGUACGAGGUGGUAGCCAACGUCCAGGAGUAUCGUGAGUUUGUGCCCUGGUGUAAGAAGUCUUUGGUGGUGUCCAGCCGCAAAGGCCACUUGAAGGCCCAGUUGGAGGUUGGCUUUCCACCUGUGGUGGAACGGUACACUUCUGCUGUUUCCAUGGUCAAACCUCAUAUGGUCAAGGCUGUUUGCACUGAUGGCAAGCUCUUCAACCAUUUAGAGACCAUCUGGCGAUUCAGCCCUGGAAUUCCUGCCUAUCCUCGAACUUGCACUGUGGACUUUUCGAUUUCCUUUGAAUUUCGCUCUCUGCUGCACUCCCAGCUGGCCACCAUCUUUUUUGAUGAGGUUGUCAAAAAGAAUGUCGCUGCCUUCGAGCGCCGGGCAGCAACCAAGUUUGGUCCAGAAACAGCUGUCCCCCGUGAACUGAUGUUUCAUGAGGUGCACCAGGCUUGA